Messenger RNA from Racocetra fulgida, 689 nucleotides. Lineage: Eukaryota; Fungi; Glomeromycota; Glomeromycetes; Diversisporales; Gigasporaceae. The record is from the annotation of a GenBank genome assembly.
AAAAAGUUUUUCGCCCUGUUCGAAGUCGCUUAAUCACUAAAAAAGAAAAAUCGUUGUUCGGAAAAACUUACUAUUGUCGGGAACUACAAGACCAAAAAAUUACUAGUCCGUUCACAGGUGUUGUUACUAGAAUCUAUCCUAAUCACAGUUUACAUAUCACUAGUAAAGGCGGAGCACAAAUAAUUCUUGCGUUGCAACUCCCAAAAUCUAACUACCAAUUGGAGGAAAAAUUGUUCCAAAGGGAGGUUGUGGCGGGACAAAAAGUAAAUCUUGAUACCGUGCUUUUCUCUCUUCAUCAACCGGAAAAAAUUGCCAGUUUGAGCAUUUAUAUUCUCUGGCAACCCGAAAUCUUAAAAAAGAUUGAGGUUAACAAAAAUCGCAAUCUUACCUCUUGGUUAAAACUUCAUUAUCUUCAACCGUCUUUCAGUAGUCCAAUGCCCGGACAAUGGCAAAACCCAGGAGGUAAAGUGGAGAAAGGAGAAAAUCAUGCCGAAGCCUUAAAAAGAGAAGUUAAGGAAGAAACUGGUUUGGAAGUUAAACAGGUAGGUGAUUUAGUAUUUAGGUUUAUUGAUAAGGAAAGCAAGUUUGACAUUUAUUUUUAUGAAGUGAAGGUGGUGGUUUAUUUAACUUUGGAAGAAUUAGAAAAAAAAGAAGUGGUGUUAGGUUUGGUGGAAGCAAUCGGAAAUUGA